Molecule: messenger RNA, 605 nt
Organism: Uranotaenia lowii
Lineage: Eukaryota; Metazoa; Arthropoda; Insecta; Diptera; Culicidae
Product: peptidoglycan-recognition protein SC2-like
Exons: 1
Coding region: 12-572 (186 amino acids)
Biological process (GO): peptidoglycan catabolic process; innate immune response
Molecular function (GO): N-acetylmuramoyl-L-alanine amidase activity; zinc ion binding; peptidoglycan binding
Source: RefSeq, a predicted model, not a curated record
AAACUCUGAAGAUGAACAAGUUCGUUGCUUUGCUGGUUGCGGCCCUGGCCUGCCUGGCCUUGGUUUCGGCUCAGUGUCCGCCAAUCCGGACCCGCUCCAUGUGGGGAGCUCGGGCUGCCAACACUGCCUGGCUUCCGAUCCAACCGGCUCCAUGGAUCGUGGUGCACCACACUGCUGGAUCAACUUGCAACUCCCAGGCCACUUGCGAUACCCAAAUGCGAAACAUCCAAAACUUCCACAUGAACACCAACGGAUGGGCCGACAUCGGAUACAACUUCUGCAUCGGUCACGGAAUUGUCUACGAAGGUCGCGGUUGGUCUCGUCAGGGAGCUCACGCUCCAGGAUUCAACGAUCGCUCCCUUGGUCUGUGCUUCCUGGGAACCUUCGAUACCGUGCUGCCUGUUCAGGCUUCCCUCAACAUUGCCCAUCAGUUCAUCUCCUGUGCCGUUUCGCUAGGACAUGUUGCCAGCAACUACUGGGUUAUCGGACACCGUCAGGCCAUUGCAACUUCCUGCCCCGGAAAUGCUUUGUUCAACAAUGUCCGCACCUGGCCGCGAUUCAACCCGAUCUAAACGAUGUGCUUCAGCUUACCGGAUGAGUGUUUA